AUGGCGCCAGGAUCGAAACAGACUCACAAUGUCCUAAUAGUACUGCUCCUCGUGUGCAAUAUCGCAACCGUGGUGCUUCUGCGGCCGUGGGACACGCAACAGGCCGAACAAUCCGUCCACCAAGACACGAUCGCGUCGCUCGAGACGGAGCUGCAGGACACCCGACGCCAGCUGGAGCAGCUCGUGCAGAGCAUCAGUUUGCAGGACGCGAUCGACGUGCCAUGUACACAACUGGCCUCGCCUCCAGAAAACCCAGUCCAAGCUGAUCUCGAGUUGCCCGAGCUGGCGGAACGAUUCCAAGAUUUGGCAAGGGUCGUGGGCGUGUUUGCAUCCGACUUUGCUCCAGCUCCAUUGCCUGCUGUUACAAGUCGGAUAUUCGUCACAAUGGCGGGGCAUCUUCGCUCGCAGGCGCUGAACCUUGCCAACUUUGAAAGUUGGGUCGAGCCGAUGCGAGCGCAGGGCGCGCAGAUUUUCCUGGCCGAGUACUUGUGGUCGGAUCUUGAUGCUCCCCAGGAUAGCUGGUGGAAGAAGAACGGGUCUGCACUGGUCAAGGAGCAGACUCUGAUCCACGGCAAACCGGUCGACAUUCUUGCAAAGCAAAUCGAGCCCGCGCUUCGUCGGUUGCAGAUUCCCGGACGAUUCACCGUCGCUCCCGCAGACAUUGUCAUGUCGACCCGACCCGACGUGCUGUAUGAGCGGAGCUUUGCGGUGCGACCGCUCGUGGCCUUCUUGAAGCGCAACCCAAUGACUGUGUUUGUCAUGUCGUUCUACCACGAUCCAACCAAGACGGGCGCACAUCAUAACGACCCCUGCGAGCUCAACUGGAUUACAUCAGUGCAAGGGUACAAUGCAAUCAUUCAGACGGUGCAGACCAUGGACGUCAGCACAUGCACCCUUGGCACAAGCAACCCAGGCUUGCACGAAUUCCAGCUGCUCAUGUUCAAGUGUGCGCCAGUCACCGUUCGCUACCUCUCUCCAGACUGGUCUAUUCAUUAUCACAGACUGAGCGGUGAGACGGCAGCAUUUCCCAACCGGAAUGCAUGGGGUCGAGGGCGCCUUCUCGUCUCGGGCGAGCCGCUGGAUCUCGUCCAGACGCAUCGCUGCAAAAAGCCAUUCUUUGGUGUGAGGCAUGUGCCUAUUGCUCCUAUCGAUAGGAACGGGUUGCCGGCGUCCACAGUAUUUCAGCAGACCGCGCAGGGGAUUUCGGAGGUUCCCUUCAACUUGACGGAGAGGGUGUGGAUGUCGCCCAAUCUCGACGACAACGACGACAUUCCUUACUGUCCAUACAUCAACCGGCAAAACACCAACACAAAGUACUUCGGGACCGAGGGACUAGUUGCACACGGUCAAUUUGUUUAA
Capsaspora owczarzaki ATCC 30864 is the source of this 1359-nucleotide messenger RNA. RefSeq lists its product as hypothetical. Lineage: Eukaryota; Filasterea; Ministeriida; Capsasporidae. Bases 1 to 1359 code for a protein of 452 amino acids. The transcript has 3 exons. The record is from RefSeq and is a predicted model, not a curated record.